GUUGAAGUCAGAAACAUUACCAAGAAAAUCAGCGAUCUCAACGAGAAACUGGACACCACCAGCACCCUGUCGGAACCCAGGGAAAACUCCUUCCUGCGCUACGAGUACAAACACAAUGAUGCCCUUCGUGAAGUGGCCAAGGCAAUCAGCAACUUUGGAGCGAUCAGGGUCAGCACAACGUUCCCGGCGCUGACCACCGCUGAGGUGAAAAAGGCGGUGGCCCACCUACGGGCUUCGGUGAAGAUCCAUACUGUGGAUUACCACGGGAAUCCAAGGUCGUCAGGAGGAGACCCCGUGACGGUUGAGAUUCGUAACGAAAAAGGGGAGUUGUUGGAAUGUAAAAUUAAAGAUAAUGAUGACGGGUCUUACGAGAUUCUUUAUCUGCCGCUGAAACCAGGGAAGUUGAAAAUGGCGGUGAGCAUAUUUAACCGGCCAAUCAAAGAUAGUCCUUUUGUGAUUGAUGUCAGUGAACAUAUAGAACCUCUGUGGAGGUUUGGAUGUCGAGGUACUGAUAGCGAGCAUUUCAACCAGCCCACCAGGAUCGCGUCGGGGCCAGAUGAUGUUAAUUAUAUCCUUGAUACAGGAAACAGCAGAAUCAAAGUUCUAGGAAAAGACGGGGUGGUCCUGCGGCACCUGGGACCUGUGGGAGUCGAGUUUCAAAGUGCGACUGGACUUUGUGUUCUCAGUAGCGGCCAUCUUGCUGUUGUUAACUGGCGUACCAAAUAUGUCUCCAUCCUUGAUCCCACAGAUGGGUCAUUGGUCAAGCAGUUCACGACCCCUGCUUUCGUCGAACCUAUUGACAUUGCGGUGAACUCUCGUGGUGAGAUUAUCGUUGCUGAUAGCGGGGCUCGGAAAAUUUUCAAGUUUGAUCAAGCGGGAAAUUUAAUUCUCACUUUCGGAAGUCAUGGGGACAAAGACGGACAAUUCAAAGUUAUAUCUGCGCUGUGUGUAGGGAAAAAUGAUGAGAUUUUGGUAGCAGAUCAUAGAAUUCAAAUUUUCAAUAAGGAUGGCAAGUAUUUGAGGAAAGUUGUGGACUCGGGCCAAGGGUCAUACGGCGGAAUAACUGUGGACAAUGCAGGGAAUAUUCUGGCCACAAAGACAGAAAAAUCCCACAAGGGAGAUAAAGCUGGUGGUAGUAGCGGUGGAGCGGCUUCUCAGAAAGUUAAAGCGGGUGGUCGUAGCUUUGUGCAUGUUUUCCACCCCAGUGGGAAACUGCUGUACUCUAUCGAUAGCAGCACUGACCGGCUGAAGCGGCCGAGUGGGCUGGCGGUGAUUAGCGACUACCGGAUUGUGGUGACGGACCUCGGCAACUGCUGUAUCAAGAAGUACUUCUAUAAAUAA
Messenger RNA from Candidula unifasciata, 1341 nucleotides. NCBI's taxonomy places the organism in Eukaryota, Metazoa, Mollusca, Gastropoda, Stylommatophora, Geomitridae. The record is from the annotation of a GenBank genome assembly.